GGUGGGAAUGUGGGCUACCUCAAAUCCCCAGAUUUCUCAACCGCUGGGUUAGACGAUGAACUCACCACCAGUAGCCUUAAUCUCAGGAACCGAGCAGUACUUAGGUCCAUGGAUGCUCUCUCAGAUACCAGCGAUGCUGAAGAUACGCAGGAACAGCUUAUCAUACCCAGGAGAAGAUCCAGUCGGAGUCGAAGUAUUGAUGUCAUGCCAAAGUCAAAUGGCACAGCAAUGAGCAGAACAAUAACGUCUUCAACUUACACAACCACAAGAACCCUUCACCGUGGCCUUGAUGCAGACAGUGAUGUUGAUGAUGGCAGUGAGUCUACAGUCCCAAUUCGUGCAACACCAUUGACGGCAAGAGGUGGAACACCCCUUGGCCGAUCCUCAACACCACUCACUAGUUUGAGAAGCAGAAACACUCACUGCUGAAAAUACCAGAGGAGGCUACACUUUGGCAAAGGGGGCCAUUGCUGAAGACAUCGAGGAAGAAGAUGAGAAACCCAAAAAUACUAUUGUGGCAUGGAGUCAGAAGACCUGGGAGACUGUGGUGCGAAUCACAAUGAUAAUGACCACCUCAGUGAUAGCCAUGGCCACA
Molecule: messenger RNA, 595 nt
Organism: Penaeus vannamei (Pacific white shrimp)
Lineage: Eukaryota; Metazoa; Arthropoda; Malacostraca; Decapoda; Penaeidae
Source: RefSeq, a predicted model, not a curated record